UUUCAAAGAAAACUGAAGCUUUUGUUUUUUUGCGGCCACAUCCACUUGCACCUUGUUUAUUUGGCCCGUGUUGGCCUGUGAGUGUGACAGGCUUGGCUUGAGACUUCCGGCUGUUGGUGAGGACGGAAGAGGCUGCAGAAUGAGUCCUGAUGGUGCCAGGACGUCGUCCGAGGGAUUUAUCAUGAACCAGGCCGGCUGUUCACAGGCGGGAGAGGAUCCCCCCACGCUGAGGCAGAUGCGCAGGCAGUUUCCAGAAGCUUCCCAUGGCUCUUGCAGCUCCGCACACAGCCCUGCUGUGAGAAUGUCCCGGGGCUCAGUGAUGCGUGCAGCCUCAUGUGAGGCGUCGCCCCCUGGGCAGGGCCAGGCGGGCUUGCCUGUCAGACCUGCUCGCCUGCUGCUGUUCAGCCCAGACCGCCCCAGCGUCCCUUCUGCAGGACCAGGAAGCGCAGCAUGGAGCCGGUCCCGCGGAGAGCAGGUCCGGCCAUGGCGGAGCUGCACCGCACGCACUCCUCGCUGGCAGCCCUGGACGAGGAGACGCUGUGGGAGAUGACGGAGAGCCACCGCCACCGGAUCGUGCGCAGCAUCUGCCCCAGCCGCCUCACCCCCUACCUGCGCCAGGCCAAGGUGCUGGGCCAGCUGGACGAGGAGGAGGUGCUGCACAGCCCCCGGUUCACCAAUUCGGCCAUGAGAGUGGGGCACCUGCUGGACUUGCUGAGGGUGCGUGGGAAGAACGGGGCGCUCGCCUUCCUGGAGAGCCUGAAGUUCCACAACCCCGACGUCUACACCCUGGUCACUGGGCUGCAGCCCGACGUGGACUUCAGCACCUUCAGUGGGCUCAUGGAGACGUCCAAGCUGACCGCAUGCCUGGCCGGGGCCAUCGGCAGCCUGCAGGAGGAGCUGAGCCAGGAGAAGGGGCAGCGGGAGGUGCUGGCGCAGCAAUGCCGGCGGCUGCAGGAGCGCCUGGGCCAGGCGGAGGCCCGGGCCGAGGGCCUGCAGCAGCUGGAGGCCGACCACGGCCGCAUGAAGCGCGAGGUCAGCGCCCACUUCCAUGAGGUGCUGAAGCUGAAGGACGAGAUGCUCAACCUCUCGCUGCACUACAGCAACGCGCUGCAGGAGAAGGAGCUGGCCAGCACGCGCUGCCGCGGCCUGCAGGAGGAGGUGCUGCUGCGCCCCCGGCCCACCCAGAACUCCCUGCCCGCGGAGAAGGACAUCCUGGAGCAGAGCCUGGACGAGGCCCUGGAGAGCAAGCAGGAGAUGGUGGACCGCAUCCACUCGCUGAGGGAGCGGGCCGUGGCCGCCGAGCGGCAGCGGAAGCAGUUCUGGGAAGAGAAGGAGCAGACCCUGCUGCAGUUCCAGAAGACCAAGGUGGACUGUGAGAUCUACAAGGAAAAGGUGACCGCCCUGCAGAGCCAGGUGGCCGAGCUGCAGAAGGAGCGGGACCAGGCCUACUCGGCCCGAGACGCCGCCCAGGUGGAGAUUGCCCAGAGCCUGGCGGAGAAGGACGCGCUCCGCAGGAAGGUGUUCGAGCUCACGGACCAGGGCUGCGACCUGCGCCAGCAGCUCCGCCAGCUGCAGGCUGAGUCGGCACAGGGGCCCAAGCAGGAGGCGGGGCCAAGGGAGCCCUGGCGGAGGGGAAAGCAGCGGCUGGUGCGCAUGUUCGCCAUCUCGCGGGACGACAGUGACAGCAGCUGCAUCAGCUCCUCCGAGCUCUGGUCGGACCUGAGCGCCACGCCCAGCCGCGAGCUGGUGGACAGCGUCCGCUCCAGCAGCCCAGUGCCCCCCAGCCAGCUGUCCCUGUACAAGCGAGCCACCGAGGACUUCCGGGAGGAUCCUUGGUCCUUCAGUGGCUUCUCAGAAAUCCUGGAGGGGGACUGGGGAGGCUGCCCGGCAGCGAAGGCGGCUGACGUCGACCUGGAUUACGAGAUUGUAGACAGAGCAGACCUCCUGGAGUCUGAGCACAGCCCACAGCUGAUCUCCAGGGGCCCCUGCGUCUCAGCCAGCAGCGUCCCCGUGCGGCGGCGGCCGGCCCGGAAGCUCCCGAGCCAGGUCACGGUGCUGGCCUUCCAGGGGGACGCACUGCUGGAGCAGAUGAGCGUCAUCGGCGGGAACCUCACGGGCAUCUUCAUCCACCGCGUCACCCCUGGCUCGGCGGCCGACGAGAUGGCCUUGCGCCCAGGCACCCAGAUCGUCACG
This is a messenger RNA of Myotis lucifugus (little brown bat), 2193 nucleotides long. RefSeq names its product caspase recruitment domain-containing protein 14-like. Gene Ontology annotation, biological process: regulation of apoptotic process. NCBI's taxonomy places the organism in Eukaryota, Metazoa, Chordata, Mammalia, Chiroptera, Vespertilionidae. The record is from RefSeq and is a predicted model, not a curated record. Gene Ontology annotation, molecular function: protein binding.